AUGUUGGACGGAGCCGCCUCUUGGCUGAAGACCAAAAGUCCUGCAGCUGACGAAUUUGAUUUCCAAGGUUGGACAUUAGUCAGUAAAUGGGUCAUGAUCCUGGGCCUUAUUCGUUUCAUCGCAGGGGAACAGGAGUUCGCAUGUUAUGCACCGGCGAAACAAAACACCGAAGGCCUUCAAGUUCAACUUGAGGCUCGCUCGAGAGUUUUGUCUUCUGCUAUACCUCUACCUCCCUUGGUAUUUACGAAGCCUUCCGACCCAGGGUCGGUCUGA
Penicillium chermesinum is the source of this 273-nucleotide messenger RNA. RefSeq lists its product as uncharacterized. The record is from RefSeq and is a predicted model, not a curated record. Lineage: Eukaryota; Fungi; Ascomycota; Eurotiomycetes; Eurotiales; Aspergillaceae. Bases 1 to 273 code for a protein of 90 amino acids. The transcript has a single exon.